CUCCUUUCUUAAACUCUCGCGAGAACACUGCCCUCAUUACACGCCUUAAACUUUUGCCUUACACGUUUGCCCUGUCCCAAUUGGUCUGUAGACCAUCUCAACUCGGCGUGGGACCAACAUCCCAUCCCUGCUUCAAGACACAGUAAGGCUGUGUCUUAUGAACGCUCCGGGAUCACAGAACAUCACACCCACGAAGACCCCUUUUACCCACAUCCACCAUGUCAGGCCGCUCCAGCGGCUCGGGCUCGAGCUCGCGGGCCUCCGGCGAUUACAAGGAGCUCCGCCUCCCCAACAGCCGGUCCGUCAAGGCCCUGAUAUACUUCUGUGGCCGCGACCCCCGGAAAGCUAAGAGCGUUCGCCGCUACUACGACGAAGAUUUCGAUACCCGGAGUACCGGCUCCGGCGGUUCCGGCAGCUCCAUGUUCUCGUGGUCCAGCGCAGCAAGCCAGGUUUACCUGGUCGAGACUACCGCUCCCUACUGGUACAUGGAAGAACCAGCUUCGGUCUCGUAUUCGGCUCCUCCCAGGAAACAUAAGUCCUCGAAGAAAGGCAGAACCUCUCGCACUUCCCAGCGUACCGCCCCCCCUGCCGGCACGUGGGCGAGGCAUGCCAGGGUUGAUGACGAAGACGAUGACGACUACGACGACAGCAGUAGUGACGGCAGUGCCGACGACUACGGCGGCCAAAACCCCGGUCCGUUCCCACAUCCGGGCAUGCAUCCCGGUAUGCAUCCCGGGAUGGCGCCCGGCAUGCCGCCCCCGCCGGGACCUCCGCCGGGUGCUUUCCAGCCCGGGUAUGGGUACCCGCAACAUGCCACUCCGCACCCUAUGCCUCCGGCCGGCUACCCCAUGCCCCCUCCACCCCAACCCGCACCGGGCGGCAUGCCACCACCACCACCCCCUGGAGGCCAUUUCGUACCCGGACGAGGGGGCGUCCAGGUGUUUGUGGAAUAGCUAAGCAUUGGUUUCGGAGUUUGGGCACUUCGGGCGAUAUUCGCCAUACGGUUCAUUCAAGGCGUUUCUUUGGCGUUUUCCCACAUUACGUUUCA
Chaetomium fimeti is the source of this 1048-nucleotide messenger RNA. RefSeq lists its product as uncharacterized. The record is from RefSeq and is a predicted model, not a curated record. Lineage: Eukaryota; Fungi; Ascomycota; Sordariomycetes; Sordariales; Chaetomiaceae. The transcript has a single exon. Bases 219 to 953 code for a protein of 244 amino acids.